AUGACCCCACUUGUUCCAGGCGACAGGCUUGCAUCUAGUGGUCCUACAGGUACUGAACUUUAUGACGGGUGGGACGUGGUUGAUGUUGCACGUGACUUGUGGGUUCUCGUACGGCCUACAUUUCUUUUAGUCAGAUAUGUUUUGGGAGGAGUUUCGAACUGGCUGGAUAUAUUCAUCUCGUGGUUGUUUGGUCCUCACAUGUACCAAGUGGUUGAUGGUCAACUUUCAGGAGAUCAGAACGCCGUCUGCUGUGAUCGUUCCGAGAGAUAUCAGAGGGGCGAAAGAAAACUCGAUGAGGACUUGGGAACUGCUAACUUAAUCGUCUUAGGUUGA
This is a messenger RNA of Schistosoma rodhaini, 333 nucleotides long. The record is from the annotation of a GenBank genome assembly. NCBI's taxonomy places the organism in Eukaryota, Metazoa, Platyhelminthes, Trematoda, Strigeidida, Schistosomatidae.